CAAACAAAGCUAGAUAGAAAAACUUCUAACGAAAUGAACCCACAAAAGCUUAACAAUUAUUCAACAAAAUUAAACCUAUGCAAGAUUUUCGCUAUUUCAGCCUUCAUUCUAUACAUUUUCUUAAUGUACAAUAAUUCUGAAUCUUCUAACUGCAUUUCACCAGUCACAAAAACCUUCAACGAAUCUUCUCCGUCUCCUUGGCCAACGCCCUCAUCGUCGUUGCUAGAGCCAUCGACGUCCUUGUCAACCAACGUCAACCAUUUGGUCUUUGGCAUUUCGGGUUCUGUCAAGGCAUGGCGUGACAGGAAAAAGUAUUUCCGAGAAUGGUGGAGGCCAAACGUAACAAGAGGUUACAUCUUUUUUGAUAAAAAUCCAACCCCUGACAUUCUCCCUUGGCCAGAUUAUCUCCCUCCCUAUCGCGUGUCAGAGAACACCACAAAAUUUGAGGUGUACUCGAGACACGUGAAGCCUUACGUUAUCAGGAUCGUGAGAACGAUCUUGGAAACGUUUAGGGAGGGAGACAAAGAUGUCAGGUGGUAUGUCAUGGGAGAUGAUGAUACAAUAUUUUUCUUGGAUAAUUUGGUGGAACUUUUGGGGAGGUAUGAUCACACCAAAUAUUUCUAUAUUGGUGGUGUAUCCGAAUGUGUAAAGUCGAAUUUUGACUUCUCGUUCGAGAUGGCAUUUGGUGGUGGAGGGUUUGCGUUGAGUUACCCUCUCGUAGAGGCCUUGGUCGCGAACCUUGAUCGUUGCAUUGGCAUUUACCCCUUUUAUUUUGUUAGCGACCAGAUUUUGAGUGCUUGCAUUGCUGAUCUUGGUGUCCCUCUUACCCCCGAAAAAGGAUUUCAUCAGAUUGAUCUGGUGCACGACAUAUCUGGGUUUUUAUCGGCGCACCCACAAGCACCGUUGAUCUCCCUCCACCACCUAGACAUUGUCUCGCCGAUUUUUCCAGCCAUGGACCGUCAUAAGUCUGUAAGACAUCUCAUGACCGCAGCUAAAGUUGAUCAAUCACGCCUUCUCCAACAAACUGUUUGCUACCACAAGCAAAAAAAAUGGGCAUUUUCGAUAGCUUGGGGUUACUCGGCUUACAUAUAUGAGCAAAUGAUUCCUCGUAGCCUUCUUAGAAGGCCUUUCGAGACAUUCACUCCAUGGAGCUUGAAACGACGGCCACCAGAUUACAUGUUUAACACACGACUAGUCACUAAUAAUAAUUCAUGUGAAACUCCUCAUACUUUCUUCUUUCAUUCCAUAAAAAGACUAACAAAUAAUGAUGGUAAUAAGACAACAAAUGAAGUUAUGAUGACUUAUGUUCGUUACAAGAACCGGCGGUUGCCCCCUUGUUCUGAAGAUCACUCAGCCGAUCAUAUAACGAAGAUCCUUGUUUACUCUCCAGCAACAAAACUAGACUUUGUUGAAAAUAGAGGGGAAUGUUGUGAUAUAGUGAAAGUUGAUGGCAAGAACACAGCAAUACUCAAGAUAAGGGAUUGCGAGAAAACUGAGAUUAUAGCUUAA
Messenger RNA from Erigeron canadensis, 1509 nucleotides. RefSeq lists its product as uncharacterized. The record is from RefSeq and is a predicted model, not a curated record. Gene Ontology annotation, molecular function: acetylglucosaminyltransferase activity. Bases 34 to 1509 code for a protein of 491 amino acids. NCBI's taxonomy places the organism in Eukaryota, Viridiplantae, Streptophyta, Magnoliopsida, Asterales, Asteraceae. The transcript is spliced from 3 exons.